Messenger RNA from Glycine soja, 2397 nucleotides. RefSeq names its product FCS-Like Zinc finger 10-like. The transcript is spliced from 2 exons. The record is from RefSeq and is a predicted model, not a curated record. Bases 491 to 1768 code for a protein of 425 amino acids. NCBI's taxonomy places the organism in Eukaryota, Viridiplantae, Streptophyta, Magnoliopsida, Fabales, Fabaceae.
UUCUUCAGUUCUUCUUUCAUUGUUGCCUCUCUCUCUCUUUUUGAAUUUUCUGGGCCCUUUUUUGAGACAUUAUUUAUAUUUAUCCCUUUUCUUAUUAUUUGUGGCACUGGUUUGUUUGGAUUGGGGUUCUAAUGUUUUUUUGUUUCUUGUACUAUGUGGGGUUCUUCUGUUGUAGAAUGAUGUUUAUGUUUUUUUAAUCAUUUUUAUUUUCUGUAUUGCAUAAGCAUAAGAAGGAUUUUAAAUGAUUGUACCAAUUUUUCAAUGGUCUAUUGCCCCCUCCCUAAAAAAAAAGGCUUUUUUUUUCACCUUUUGCAUUUGGGUUGCAUUGUAGUGUAUGUCAUUUGCCGUGAUUGCAAAAUUUUGCCUUUGAUGUUCAUUUGUGAGACAUGCAAUCAAAGUAUUAAUCUUUUUUCUGAUAUGAAAGUGGGUAUGUUAGAUUUUAUCGGUUUAAAUUGUCUCUGGGUAUUGUUGAUCGAUUAUUUUUUAGUCUAUGUUCUGUUAUUUAAGUGAGCAAAUUUGUGUUGUUUUCAGUUGGUGUUUUGAGAUAAUGUUGAGAAAGAGGACCAGGUCAAUCCAGAAGGAUCAACAUCACACUGGUCAAAUGGCAAUCUCUGAUACCAAUUCUGAGUCUCAUGCUUUGGGGGGUAAUGGAAAAAGCAACUCAAUUUUCAAUGCCCCUCUUCUGUUUGUGGGUAUGGGUCAUAAGGGUUUGUUGGAUUGUGAUUCAGUUAAGAGCCCCACUUCACCACUAGAUUUUGGUUUCCUCUCAAACCUAAGUAACCCCUUUAGAACCCCAAGUUCAUUGUCCAAUGAGGGGCCACAUAGGAGUUGGGACUGUGCCAAAGUAGGUCUAAGUAUUAUAGAUUCUUUGGAAGAAUGUUCUAAGUUUUCUUGGAAAAUUCUCCAGGCUUCAGAGAGCAAGAAGACUAGUCUUUGUCCCCAAAUGAUUACUAAAGCACCAAAAUGUAAAUCCUAUAUGGAUUCUACUCAGGCAUCUAAAUCUUUACCUAAAGAUUUUUGUAAGAUUCCUUGUACUCAGAAUGGUUCUAUUGUCCCUAAGGGCGAGUCCACUGUUCUUUUUGAGAUUGGAGAGACCCCUCUAGAACAUGAGUUCUUUGGGAAAGCUGUGUCUUUUUCAUUGGAUUCUUACAGUCCAACAAAAUAUCUGUCUGGUUUAACUGGUUCCAACUUUGAUACUGACUCUGAGAAUUUUGCUUUGAAACAAAUGUGCUCUCCUCCUCAUUUUAUUGGAGGAAGCCAAAAUAACACAAAAAUUUUGCUACCUUCUGAGUUAAAUUCAAAUCCUGUGGCUGCAGUCUAUUCUAAUGAAUUUAUUGAGUCUCUAUCAGCUUGUGAGAUUGAAAACUCUGAGGAUUACACCUGUGUGAUUUCUCAUGGUCCUAAUGCAAAAACAACCCAUAUUUUCUGUGGCUGCAUUUUGGAAACUCAUGCUAAUGAUUCUGAAAGACAUUAUAAGGCUGAAGAGGAGGGAAAGGGAUUGUCCCUUUUCAGUGUUAACAUUUUGCAUACUCCAAACCAGUAUCCUUCUCACGACUUCUUAAGUGUCUGCUACCAUUGCAACAAGAAGUUGGAAGAGGGAAAAGAUAUUUAUAUAUAUAGAGGUGAAAAAUCAUUUUGCAGUUUGAGUUGCCGCGAAAUAGAGAUCAUGAUGGAUGAGCAAGAGAAAUCCAAUUCAUCACCAGAAAACUCUCCAAAGUGUGGAUUUGGAGGGGAAGUUUUUGAAACAGGCACUCCCAUAGCUACAUAGAGGGAUUCCUGCCAUUGGCCUGAGUCCAUGAAGCGAGUAGACGUGUCUGAUCAUCUGUUCUAAAAGAGCUGUUUUUGUUUGCAUCUAUUGGCAGCCAUGGAUGAUUGUUUUGUACAUCACUGCGUUUGCUAUUUGUUUUUCAGCUUUCAUGGUCUCGGUGGAAGAUGGCUCUCCACAGCUACUAGAUUUGGUUUCCAUAUAACUACAUAAAUGUAUGGUAUGACAUUAUAGAAUAGGUUUUUAAGCUUAUUUUUUUAUUCAAAAUAUCAAGGGUUUAAGCCCAUUUUUCUUGGCUUUCCCCCUUGUUGAAGUUGCUUUGCAUUAUCUCUAUAUUAUGUCAAGAAUCAGUGUAUGCCAAUCCAAACAAGUUUUUGACUUGAAGGUUAUACUACUAUUGUAGUGCAUAUGAAACUAUUUUCUUUGUUUUGGAUUGUAAAUAUAAAAAUUGAUUGAUUUGGUCUUUUUUGCAUUCUGUACUGAUUCAACACUAAUCCUUACAUGUACUAGCCUAGAGUAUGGUUUCAUUUGAAUGAGUUGUAACCUGUAAGCAUGAAAUCCUCAGACAGGGAUACGAUUCCUUGCCCUGGGAUUUUGAAUAUUAGAUGCUUAGUAUUUCUCCACUGUGCCAA